UCAAAAACUUAUUUUCACCGUCCAAAUGAGGGGUUAUAGAUUAGUGUACUUCGUUCGGUUUAUUUGGCCGAGAACGAUAUAUUCAACAUAUUGGCAUAAAUUAUAACUGUUCCGAAAGCGAGUCCAUCUGCAUAUCUGCAGGUACCUGACAUCGAAUGACAUGCAGCAGAUGUCAGCCGAGUCUGUGAGUGUUGCGACUGCAUCUGUGCGCACUGAUUCGGAUUACGCCUGCAACGAGCAGGACUCGAUAGGGUUGAGUGUGGCACUUCAAAAUAUCCUGCAACAGAACUCGGAAAACACCGCCAAAUUCGACGCCACAAAGUGGGACUCCGUCUACUGGAAAGACGACUGGUCGAGACCGGACAAAAUAACCGAUGAGUUAAACAACAUCUACUCUUUGGAUAGUGAGCACAAGGAUACUCUUAAGGUGAAUGAACAAGCAGUUUCUGCUUACGUGGGAGUGGGCGGAGGCUUCGACGCCGGAGAACUUGGUCUCCAUGCGAGUGUUGAAACAGGCGGGUCCGUUUCCUUCAAGAACAAAGUUCACGACAUCUCUGACGCAUUGAACGAAAACGACGUAAACUCCUAUUGGAAUGGGGAAAAAUUUGUCACGAAGCCCAUGGAUUUGUACAGAAUUAAUCUAAACGAGUACACUUCGACAUCUAGCAUCGCCGCCACAUCAGUGCAAGUUCGCAAAGUAUCGAGCGAAUAUCCGAUAGAUCUGACUAUCAUAGAAGAUACCGAACAAGACGAAGACCAGCCAUCUGUGAUGACUGUUUCAACACUUCGUGAAGUUAUCAACAAAGAGAUCGAAGAACUGAAGGUUGAGAUUGCUGAAAUAAUGAGCACUUUGGCUGACACGAAUGAAGAAAACGUGAAGGAAGUUGAUGAAAGUGUGAAAUUUCUUUACAACGCAACAACUUGGCCUCAUGGGUCGUACUGUAUAUUCCAGCAGCCGAAAAAGCGUUCAUUAGAAAACGGCUUCAGCAACACAGGCGCUUGUCCGGAGGAAUUCAAAAUUGCAGUAGGAAGUUUUGAAGUCCAAGGAGACCCGAAAUCGGCUGACGCUAACUUCAACCAUAUCAGUUUCGAAAAGGGCGGAAAGAAGACGACACAAAUUUCUAUUCGAACGUGUUGCAAAAAAGAAGACUAAAAAAAUGCAUCCUUCAAUUCAACAAACCAAUUUUCACCAGUACAAUUGGAGCCCAAUUAUGAAAAUCAGGUGCUAUCUGGU
Messenger RNA from Symsagittifera roscoffensis, 1234 nucleotides. RefSeq lists its product as uncharacterized. The transcript has 2 exons. The record is from RefSeq and is a predicted model, not a curated record. The coding region runs from base 161 to 1153 and encodes 330 amino acids. Lineage: Eukaryota; Metazoa; Xenacoelomorpha; Acoela; Convolutidae.